GUGACUGUAGCGGGACGGGCCGGUCCACGGUGCAGAGAGAGUGGGAGCAGGGGCAGGGGCUGAGUCCGGCGUGUGGUGUCCUGUCCGCGGUCAACUCUGAAGCCGUCUGCCGGAGAGCCGGAGCCGAGACACGUGCGCGGGAUGGAGAGCGCAGCGCGGGUCUGACCCGUUUCUUUGGACACGCACGCAAACACACACGCUCACAACCCAAUGAAUGGAGUUGCUUUCUGCCUCGUUGGGAUCCCACCUCACUCAGACACUGAAGCUAAAGGGCGGAGAGAUGGUAUGGUGUCUUCCAAUGAGAACAGGCGCCGGCCGCUGUCAUCGGGUGAGGUGGAGGGUGUGUCGUGGCAGGGCCCGCGGACCAUUUUCCUGCAGAAGAACUCACAGGGAUUCGGCUUCACUCUGCGCCACUUCAUCGUCUACCCGCCAGAGUCGUCCCUCCACAGCCUCAAGGAUGAAGAGAAUGGAAAUGCGUCUGGAUCAGGUCGCCGGUGGUCUCAUUUGGAGCCGAUGGACACCAUCUUUGUGAAGAGUGUCAAAGAAAAUGGCCCUGCUCAACAAGCUGGACUGUGUACAGGGGACAGGCUGGUGAAGGUAAAUGGGGAAAGCAUUCUUGGGAAAACCUACUCUCAGGUGAUCGCACUCAUCCAGAACAGUGAAAACAUUCUGGAGCUCUGUAUUAUGCCAAAAGAUGAGGAUGUGUUGCAGUUGGCGUACUCCCAGGAUGCCUACCUGAGAGGCAACGAUCCAUAUUCAGGUGAAGCCCAGAACCUCCCAGAGCCCCCACCUCCUUCUUACCCAUCCACUAAACCUGGCUCCAUGGUCUCUGAGCCUAGCAACACUCUCCUGGACAACUGGCAGUGCCGAUCUGGCCCCACCACCUCGCCACUGGAUAACCAACCCCCCGCUGCCUCUACGCCCACCUCCGGCUGGUCCGGGGGUCCUGAGGAUUCAAGUGGCCACUUUACCCUCUCGGGGCGGCACCGUGGCGGCUGCUCUUCAGCCAUCAGUGCGCUGGACUUUCACUUUGCUAACCACAAUGCUGCCAUUGCCUCCGCAACACUGCCUCCGCCAAGGAAGAGCAGCCUACCAGCCUCUGCCCGUGCCCACACUGACGCCCUCUGCCACCAGGCUCUGUCUGAGUGGUACUACAGCCAGGCCGAGGCGGCAGAGCGCAUGUCCCCGCGCCACCGCAGUAUCUCUCAGGAUCGUUUAGUGGAGCUGGGGCUGGGGUUGGCACUUGGCCCUGGGCCUUCGACUGUCCCCAAAAUGUCUGCAGAGCAACGCAGAAGAGAAACCCUCCUGCAACACCACCAGGCAGCUGCUGCUUCCCAUGAUUCCUUUUGGCUAGGUAGCUGGGGUGGUGCAUCAGGACCAGGAAGCAGGUCGUGCUCAGAGGGCCUUUUGGCAGCCUACGCCGAAUACGAGCAUAACUAUGGGCGUUCUGUUGAAACGCUGGCACAAGCCUCUGCACUGGUCUUACCACACCAUGAACACCUUUCACAAAGCCCCCAGAAGACAAAACUCAGCGAGCAGGUAGACCUUAAAAUCUCAGAAGGGCAUCAGCACCAAACUAUAGUUGCAGCCCCCACUACAACCCCCUCAGCAGUGCCUCCUAGUGAUAGGCAGUCAGGUCAGCAGGUAGCCGAACCCCAAACAAGACGAGUAAAAGAGGAAGAGCCGGUGGGCUACAGAAGCUACAGUCCUUCUUUCUCCCAUAAAACUGGCCAUCCCCUCCAGCAGGCCCACUCCUUUAAAGAGCCCAGCUACAGUGGCCCCCGCCUCAACUUGAGCCCCAGCAGCAGGAGCAUCCCUGCAGACAGCAGGGGGCUGAUGGUACCCAGGCCCAAGUCCACACCUGCCCUGUCUGCGUCAGAGGAGGAGAGAGUCCGGCUUGGGGUGGACAGGAAGGUCAUUUCUCCCAACUCUCUGAAUCAAGAGGUGGUACUUCGGCAGAAGAAGCCUCCUUUAGGCCGUCGGACCCCUAUUCAGCCUCUUCGACAUCCCCACUACACAACACAUGUGGAUUCACCAGAGCCCCUUGGAUCAAUGCCUUCACCAGGGACCCCCUCUCCUGUGUCUGGGGGACCUGCCCCUAACCGUAGGACCAAUGGAAGCCUGGCGCGGCAUGCAUAUGACUCUCUGUCCUCCAUUCCCUUCAUAGAUGAACCCACCAGUCCUAGUACUGACCUACAGGCCUGCUAUGUACCAGCCUGCUCUGUGGUGUCCGGUUCGCAGGCCUCCACUGUGGCCAUCCUCACUUCCACCUCUGUCUCCCCCACCCUCUCCUCCAUCUCCUCCUUUGUCCGACUUCAUUGUCAGGACUGCAGCAGCAUUAAGGGUCGUCGCUCCUCUUACCUACUGGCCAUCACCACCGAGAGAUCCAAGUCCUGUGACGAGGGGCUGAACACCUUCAGGGAAGAGGGGCGAGUCUUCUCCAAACUACCAAAAAGGGUCAAGAGCUUUUUCACUGAUGGGUCUCUGGAGAGCCUGCGAGCUCAGGAGGAGGCCAGGUCCAAACGCCACUCCACUUCUGAACUGGGAACCAUCACUUUCAGUGACGUGCGUAAGGAGGGCUGGCUACACUACAAACAGAUCCUCACGGAGAAGGGGAAGAAAGUUGGUGGUGGCAUGCGGCCAUGGAAACGCGUCUUCUCCGUGCUCCGUUCCAAUUUGCUCUUCCUCUACAAGGACAAGCGAGAGGCGGUCCUUCACGGGGCGGGGGCGGGGCCCAGCCAGGACGAGCACCCCCCGGUCAGCAUCCGCGGCUGCCUGAUCGACAUCGCCUACAGCGAAACCAAGCGUAAGCACACCCUGCGGCUCACCACGCAAGACUUCUGUGAGUACCUGCUGCAGGCCGAGGACAGGGACGACAUGCUGGCCUGGAUCAGGGUGAUCAGGGAGAACAGCAAGACCGACAACGAGGAGAUUGGUUUCUCAAGACAAGCUCUUAUCAACAAGAAGCUGAAUGAUUACAGAAAACACAGUCUGACAGGUAGCAAGCCAGAUUCCUCCCCCAGAGUCCACCGGAUGAUGCCUCCCUUCCUCCUGGCUAAGACUGACAACACCUUAGUGAACCGCACCUCCAGAGCAGGUGGAUGGCAGGACCUGAAUGUGAUCAGCAGCCUGCUUAAAUCAUUCUUCAGAAAACUGCCCGAGCCUGUGUUUACUGAUGACAAAUACAUUGAUUUCAUCGAUGCCAACCGAAUAGAAGACGCAGAAGACAGACUGAAGACCAUGAAGAAACUGAUCCAUGACCUCCCAGAUCACUAUUACCACACCCUCAAGUUCCUGGUGGGUCACCUCAAGAAGGUGGCAGAUAACUCUGACAAGAAUAAGAUGGAGCCAAGAAACCUAGCUCUGGUGUUUGGUCCCACUCUGGUGAGGACGUCAGAGGACAACAUGACCGACAUGGUCACUCACAUGCCUGAUCGCUACAAAAUAGUGGAGACGCUAAUCCUGCACUGUGACUGGUUCUUCAGUGAUGGAGAGUUCGAUAAGGAAGAGAAGGCCCCAGAGGAUAAGGGGGACAUGCAGCCUGUGCCCAACAUUGACCAUCUGCUGUCCAACAUCGGCAGGCCGGGCAUGCCAGGAGAGGCAUCUGAUUCCACUACCAGUGAUUCACUUAAGUUAAAGCAAUCUUCGAACUCCAAGAAAGACCUGAACGCCAGGGACUUAAUGCCCAAGUCCAUCAUCACUGCAGUUGCCCGAAAACGUAAAAAAUGCCUCAGUACCUACUUGCCCGGCAGCAGCGCCGAUGAGGACUCCGAGCAUGAGCCAGUCAAAGCCAGUAACUGUCGGGGAGGAGAAGGAGGAGAAGAGGAGGAGAGAGGGGAAGAAGAGGCAGUCAAGGGAGACCAUAUUUCCAAAAAAGAAAAAUGGGACGAAAAGGAAAAAGGGGUGAAAAAUGGAGAAAACGCAGCAGAAAAAGAUGCAGAAGGGGCUGGAAAGGUAGUGGGAGGGGAAACAGGCACAAAAAAUUCCGAAGGUGAGAGCAGGCAGAGAAUGACCUUGCCACGAACUCAACUGCAGCUUCGUAACAAGUAUCUCCACUCACAACACCAAAUCCAUGCCAGACACCCAAGACCCUCAUCUAUGAUUAAUCCCCCUUCCCACUUUAGACCUGACAAUCUGGCAGCAGGACGUCCAACUGUCCCUUUCUGGAUCUCCCCCACCAGGCCUCCCAGCCUCUACCAUGCCUCCAGCUUUCAGCAGCCAGACUGGAAGCAGCCACCAGCAGUCUGCUACAGGAAGACCAGAGGAGGGAGGACGAGGGCUUUGUCCAUGAAUCUGGAACUUGAGCUGGGCAGGAAUGAUGACAGAGUCAGAGGAUGGAGAGCGGAGAGGGUGGAGGUGAUCAGAGUCAUUGACGGCGCACCGGGUCAGCAUGGAUAUGUCGGGGUUCCACAGGGAUCAGUUGGCCCCAGGUUAAUGCCGCAGAUAGAUACCGUCCCUCGUCUGGCCCACAGGGCUCCCCCUCUCUCCUCUUCUUCAUCUGGAUGGAUAGAUCAAAACUCCCCAGGAUCUUCCUCUGUAGUCCUGAGGAGAUCGGCACUGGACCCACGGGACAAGAUGAGAGCGCGGCGUCGGCACACAGUGGUAGUUUAACCUGACUGUUACACCUAUUAAUGCUUUACCAAGUAUUUCCCCUGUACUCACCAACACUGGAUCACCUGUGUCACUGUUACUAAAGCCGUCCAUCAUGUCACUCAGUUGUCUCAAAACGCUUCCCUCUUGGAUUUUUAUUGUCAGUAAAGUCGGAGAUGGAAUCCCAUGGCAUAGGAAUUCUUUGACACUGAGAGCAGCUUUUAAGUUUCAUUUUGGAGCUGGUGGAGAGCUUAUAGCUAACAGGCUAACCAAGCUGGCAGCAUUAAUCAGUCACAAUAUUUGUCUGAGCUAAAUCCCUUGUUAUUUGACUGUUUAGUGUAGCGCUCACAAGAUAACAGUUUAUAACCAAGACAUUCGCCUUCGGUGAAAUGUUUUAUCCAAUCUAUGAAGAUCAGACUCCCACAUAACUACUCCAAAUAAAACUUGGUUUAGGAUAAUCAAAGAAAGAAAAGCACCAAAACAAGGUAUGGACGAUGAGGUUUGUAUUUUUCUUAUUUGAUUGAGAAUCCACCCUUUUUUUUUCCAACUUAGGUCAGGAGGUGAUUGAACUGAAAUGAUAAUUAUAUCAUCAACUCUAUUAUCCCUUACACUGUUUUAAAUUGUUUGGAUAAAUAAAUAAAUCCUGGUCAGAGUUGGUGCAGUCAAUGCUUUAUGGUGUCAAAGUAAGGGACCUGUACCUCCGAAACAUACUUUAACUUAUAUUUCUAAAGUUUAGGGAAUCAAACCCUUCAAAUGUCAACUGAAUGAACAAAUAUAAUAAAGACGGUGUAAAAGCUGAGACAAACCAAUCCCACUUCAGAGCCCAGCUUCUGUUCCAGCUAAACCUUCACCAGCAAACUACAGAGCAGUCAUCAGCCAUGUUUUUCAUUUUCAACUGCGCUGUACAUAUGUUGGUGCCCCCCACCCUCCCACUAGUUUUCACUAAUGAUGUCUUUGUUGGGCAAGUAUCACAGUGCACUGAUGCAGUUUUAAGUUGACUUCUCUGCCUUUUACGAGCUCUUUCCAAGUCCUUAUGUGGAUCUACAGCAAACAGUGGGAGUAAAAAGCAAACUCCCUCUCUGGAUGAUGUGAUGUGGGCAUUACGUCAAAGCUUCCAUGGACUAAAACAAUGCAUGCAUGGGGUUAUUGACAUAUAAAGAUAUGCAAAGCCUAAGUGUUCAACACAAGCCUGUUGUUCUUCCCUCUGUGUGUGUGUGUGUGUGUGUUCAGAGAGCGAUGUCAGACUUUUGAGGACACUUGACGUCUGGACACUGACAGGAACUAAGUGUUUGAGGCAGCUAUGUCAAGUUUUGCCAAAAUCCUUGUUGUUUCUAUUUGGGUAAUUGUAMAGUGUGAGCAGUACGGAGACGUAUUGAGGCGAGAGCAGUGUUACUCCAGUUGAUACAUUCUAUCAGUGUUAUAAAGAUAGCAUUGUCAUGGGAGCAGAUGAUCGUGAACCAAUAACCUCUUUAAAUCCCAAACCACAGAGUCUUACCUGGGUGAUAUUUUUGCAUUUUUCCUUUUCACAUUUUCAGUGUUCUACUCUUUUUCCCAGAAUUUCUGUAAAAACAGACGUGUACUUUAUGUACGUGGGUGACUGUGCGUGGACCAAUUUUGUAACAGUUGUACAAAGCCUUGUUAACUUAA
This is a messenger RNA of Paralichthys olivaceus (Japanese flounder), 6237 nucleotides long. NCBI's taxonomy places the organism in Eukaryota, Metazoa, Chordata, Actinopteri, Pleuronectiformes, Paralichthyidae. The record is from RefSeq and is a predicted model, not a curated record.